UUGUCGAAGCAAAAGGAAAUCUCGCUACCUCCCUGGCACAUGAGCGGAUAUCUCUGGAAAUAUUAUUUUGAAGAUGAUGUCGAUGGCUUCCGGCACCUGCUGGAAUCCGCGACCCAUGCUUCACGUACGGGCGCGCCGAAAGGCUUUGCUGGCCGUCAGGGUGGAUAUCAUGGCAAUGCGCUGAACAGCAGCCCUGGCAGUUAUGGGGCGUCACCCGUCCAAAGCGCAAAAGGGCGCAAAAUCAUGGGCGCAAACAACCUCAUACUGACCCGCGCGGACCUCAACAGCCGCGAUGGAACCGGCAUGACUCUUUUGCACCACGCUGCAUCCUCUACAUCCGUGAAUGCGCUUGAUUUCGCACAGGCCUUGUUGGAACAGCCAUUGGUCGAUGUCUAUAUCCAAGACACGGAAAAUGGUUGGACUCCACUCCAUCGAGCCUUCUACUUUGGGAACAUCGCGAUUGCCCGUCUCAUCCUCAAUCGCGAUGUCCGCGAUAUACUUGGUCAUGGCUCGAGUGGUUUCAACUCCCAUGCGCGUGGUCUGGUCAAAAUCAAGGAUAAGGAAGGAUAUGGUCCCUUGGACUUGUUUUCUUUGACCAUCAAGGAUCGAACUCUACGCCCGGAAACGACUCUGCCUCGUGAUGAAGAGGACGAGGAAGAGAUGGCCCAUGGUGAUAGCGGAGAUCGAGAUGACGAAAUGCAGAGGCACAUGAUAGCUCCUCCUAUUCUUCUUGGUGGAGAUGAAGUCUAUACCUUCGGCAGCAACAAAAACGUGACGCUCGGAUUUGGUGAUCAAGAUGACCGUCAAUAUCCCGAGCGUAUCGUUCUUCGUCGUCCGGAUCAUCUGUUGCAGAUGUUCUACCGAGAGCAUUGUGAGAAAGAAAAUCAGGGCAGAGCAGCAAUGGGCUUGCCACUGCGAGACUCAAGAUCUAUGUUGCCCAAAGCCAUUGCCGAUUUGCCUACUCACAUCCGGAAUACUCCGCUAUUGAUCCAGGAUGUACAAAUGUCCAAACUACAUACCGCCGUUCUCACUACAGACCCAGUGGCUAAUCUUUACGUCUGUGGUCACGGACCAGGAGGUCGACUUGGGACGGGUAAUGAAAUGACAAGAUAUCAGUUUGCCUGCAUAGAAAGCGGUGGUUUGGGUCAAAAGAAGAUUGCUGCUAUUGCCCUCGGCCACAACCACACCUUGGCAAUUUCGCUGGAGGGUGAAAUCUUCUCUUGGGGCAACAACAUCUUUGGUCAGUUGGGCUAUUCUCUUCCCAAACCCAGCAUCAAAGAUGAUGACCCAAUCUCGACCAUCCCUCGCCAGGUGUUUGGGCCAUUGAAACGAGAAACUAUCACCGGAAUUGCUGCUUCCCGCAUUCAUUCAGUUGCUCACACAACCACCUCGUUGUACACAUUCGGAAAGAACGAAGGCCAAUUGGGCAUCGUGGACUCUGACGCACGAUCGCUCGAUAUGCAAAUCACGCCCCGUAAAAUUGCGGCAUCUUUGUUUGCAUCCCCUAUUCAUUCGGUAUCUGCCAUAGAUGGCGCUACAAUAUGUCUAUUGGAAAAUCGAGAGGUCUGGGUGUUUGCUAAUUAUGGGUAUGCGAAAUUGGCGUUUCCACUCGAAGGCUUCACGAGUAGUUUUCUCAAGGAGAGCUGGCUCACUACCCGAUAUGAUACUACACCAAACAAGAUCCAGAAGAUAACCUCCGGUGGUGAUACCAUCUGUGCCAUGUCUACUUCUGGGGAAGUUUUUACUGUCGCAGUCAGCCGUCGCUUAGACGAUGCGGGUACUUCUACCACAAAUCCCAAGCAAAUUCGUGGGGCUCUCUCAAUGCCUUACAGAAUAUGGUCUGCGAAACAAGGCCAUAUGGCUGCCCGGGAUGUUGGCGUAGACCAGGAUGGUUCCAUAAUACUCACUACUGAAGCCGGCAGCGUGUGGAGACGCACAAAAAGAGCUACCAUCCAGAAUGCGGCGUUGACUGGCACAGCGGAGCACAAACCAAAGGACUACAAGUUUCAGCGAAUUCCAGGCUUGACCCGAGUCGUGGGUGUGAGAGCUUCUGCUUUUGGUGCAUAUGCCGCCAUACGUAAGGAUUGUGACGUGACUAAGAAUCAGAUUGGAGUGGACGAACCAACACUCUGGAAGGAUGUCGGUCCGCUUUUGUCAUUUCACGCUUUGUCGAUAUACGAGGAAAGAUCGGAUGACGAAGAUCCAAGUCCAAGAUUCUGGCAGCGUCCCUCCGCUGAACAAUCUCUUCGUAAGCGAGUAUUGCGAUCACCCGAUCUAGAGAAAGAGGUGAUGAAGAUAUUGCAACGGGAGUCAGUGAAUUCGGAAAACACUUAUGACAUUCAACUUGGCACGACUAUUUCAGAUGUUCGCAUCCCAGUCCACGAAUUCGUCAUGUCCGGGCGGAGUCACAUCUUUCGAGAAGCAAUGGGGGAGUUCAGGCUAAACGGCUCCGAAGAAUUCGAGUUGAACGAUCUACUGAAAAUUACGAAAGAGGGCAGAACAGUUACAGUACUGUUCCAAGGUCUUGAUUUCCUGACAAUAUUUGAUCUGAUCCUCUAUGUGUACACGGACUCGCUGGUCGACUUUUGGAACGUCACCCGUCAUUACCCCACGAUGGCUUAUAGGUAUCGUACAGUACGAACUGAGCUCAUGAAAGUUGCGACUAGGUUAGACAUGCGUCAACUCGAACCCGCUGUCCGUCAAAUGGUUAACCCCAGGAAGACUAUGAAUCUGGAUUUGGAGUUGGCUGUCAAGGAGCAGUCGUACUUUGCCAGCGGCGACAUGAUAGUCGAGCUUUCGGAUGGCGAAAUGUCACUUCACGCAGAUCUUGCGUGUCAGCGUUGUCCAUUCUUCGAGGGCUUAUUCCGAGGUCGUGCGGGAGGUCAGUGGCUUGCAGGGCGACGCACUGAGGAAUCGCAAUCUGUCAGAGUCGACUUGACGCAUAUUGAAACGCACCUGUUCGAGCUUGUUGUCCGCCACCUCUAUACUGAUGCUGGAGAAGAGCUCUUUGACGAUGUCAUCAGCGAAGAUCUGAAUGAUUUGCUAGCGCUUGAUGAACUCCUGGAUCACGUCAUGGACGUGAUGUCGGUUGCGAAUGAACUAAUGCUUGAACGAUUAUCUCAAAUUUGCCAGAAACUGAUCGGAAGAUACGUCAAUGCCCGCAAUGUAUGUUCAUUGCUCAAUGCCAUCGCACCUAGCUCGGUAGCAGAGUUCAAGGAUGCUGCACUGGAAUAUGUGUGUCUCAGUCUCGAAGCAGUUAUGCAAAAUGGUUCUCUUGACGAACUGGACGAAGAUCUUCUUAUGGAGUUGAAUGAGGUCGUCCGCGAAAAUCAAUUGGCAUAUCUACCUUUUGCUCGGAGUGGACGCGCAGAGGCUCUACUCUUUGACAAAUAUCCCGAGCUUGCAGAGAAGAUUGAGCGUGGAAAGCGAGCCAAGAUCGAUGCCAUCGUUCUCUCCAAUAAAUUUGCUGAGGGCGAUGGAGCGGGAUGGAAUUCGUUCCGAGCGCAAAGUUUAGAAGAACUGUCCACCUCUCCGCUGAGACAACGCACUCGUAGACGAGCUUCGAGAGAAGGAAAGGUGGAAGCUGACAGUCCAGCUGUGACUCCUUCCCUGAAGGGCAAAGCAUCAGUCACGGAUCUGAUGUUCGAGAUGGACGAUGAAUUCGACAGUGAAUCGAAGACGAAAAUUCGCCAACCGCAAUUCACAGAAAGAUCGACGUCUUCGAGCCAGGAUGUUUCUCAUCUUUUAGGCUCCCCAGAACAAGAAUGGACCGAUAUGAGAAGGAAAAGCAGCGUUUCACCGCACGGGCUCAGUGCCAUGAAGGCCGCCGCUCUCCCCUCCCCUAGUCCAUUAUCGUUGAAACCUGAGAUUGAAAGGGAACCAGGACGACCUUGGGGUGCGUCACCCCUGGCAAACGCGAAGCUAGGUUUGAAAGACAUCAUGGCGCAAACUCCGAGCGAUAAGCCAUCAAAUCUGUCACUGGGGUUGUCUCAACAAGAAAAGGACGAGAAGAUUGCGGGCUCCUUCCACGCGAAGCCAUCUCAGAAGGAACGAAAGCGUCAGCAACAAGCUCAACUGCUAGGACAUCCUGCGGUUAAACCGCAACCUGCACCCCCUGCUGUUUCCCCAUGGCAAGCAACCUCUCAUCGUAGAGCAAGUGCCAGUCCUGCUAUAGAAGCAGACCCCUCGCCAUCGCGAACCCCCAGUACCACUCAACUAACUAUGCGGCAAACAAUCGCAAAUAAAAAAGCUGCUUCCAACAAGAAAGACAAGCAAGACAACUCCCCUCGAGCACAACGGUCCGUAUCCGAGCAAGGCUCCCCAUCUCAAACCCGACCUCAAUCAGAACGUGGCAUGUCUGUCUCGACCACGCCAAUCCCUACACCUCAUUCUGUCCGCCACAUCCCUCUUCCAUCUCAUUCGCCAACAUCCCCUAGCCAACACCUUAGCAUGGAGGAGAUCUUGUCGCUACAGCAAGCUGAGAAGGUUUCCAUCCGAGAUGCGGCUGCGAAACGAAGCCUACAAGAGAUUCAACAAGAACAAGAGUUUCAAGAGUGGUGGGACCAGGAAAGUAAACGAGUCAUCCAAGAGGAAGAGCAGAGGAAACGAGCCGACGAGAGAGCUGUUAAGGCUUCUCGUGGCAGAAGCAAAGGGCGAGGCGGAAAGUCCAAGCCCAAGGCCAAUGAUAAGAAGCAGAGUGAUGCAGAAGGUGCUAUACAAGGGAAAGCCGCCCGUGAAGCUCUUCCUACGGCACCUGCAGAAAAGGACAAAUCUUCCGGUGCACAUCUCAAAAACGAUGAUGCGAAAAGGGGGAGAGGCAAGCACAGAGGAGGGGGCCGUGGUGGCGCCAGAGGUGGGAAAUCAUCUCAACAAGCUCCUCCCACCGCCAGCACACAGACCUAAUUAUUCUGCUUCGUUGCUUCUUCGUUUUAUUUCUCGAUGUACAAACUUAUCUUGGAAAGCUUCUGUGGCUUCGUAGAUUCUGUAUUACAAGCAACCAUUUUUUAGAACCUUGUAGAAAUGUAUUAUUCUCACCUCAUCACCAUUCGUAUUACCGUUGCAGAGACCGC
Molecule: messenger RNA, 5069 nt
Organism: Periconia digitata
Lineage: Eukaryota; Fungi; Ascomycota; Dothideomycetes; Pleosporales; Periconiaceae
Source: the annotation of a GenBank genome assembly